Leptopilina heterotoma is the source of this 692-nucleotide messenger RNA. RefSeq lists its product as uncharacterized. The coding region runs from base 1 to 612 and encodes 203 amino acids. The record is from RefSeq and is a predicted model, not a curated record. NCBI's taxonomy places the organism in Eukaryota, Metazoa, Arthropoda, Insecta, Hymenoptera, Figitidae. The transcript is spliced from 7 exons.
AUGGUUGCGCGAUGGCAUGAUUCCAGAACAAGAAACAAAGGUAUUACACUGGAAACUCCGAAGAGAGGUAUUCCGAAUAAAGGGGAGAGGCACGGUAAUCAGGCGGAGGAAGAAAAAUGGGCGGGUUCAGACACUGAAAUCUACAAGCAAGAGCGUAUAGUUAAAGUGGUGCGUGAUGUUCGUGUCCCGACUAACUCCCAAGAUCGGGAUAAGGCUCUAGCCGUUCGCUCUUCGGAGUUUCCAGCUGAAGAGGCGAAGACUAUCAUUUUUAUUGUGAUUCGCGCGAGAAUUGUCAAAGAUAUCUGUGAUAAAGUAAUUGCAUUAGUGUUAUUUCGACGAGAUAAUGUCGAAUUAAUAGAGCAGCGAUGGUUGCGCGAUGGGCAUGAUUCCGGAACAAGGAACAAAAGUCAAGAAUUAUCUACACUUGUGAUUCUUGUGACCCGUAAGAAUAUUCACAGUGCCAGUAUCGCCAGUAAAGGAGUUUCGAAACCCCGUGAAGAGAGUGGCGAACGUGGAAGGUGGUUCAACACCUCCAGAAACAACUACACUCCACCUGAUGGCAUAGCGACUAUCAGCAGAGAGAUUCACGCGAUAAUUGUUCAAGACAUCUGAAAUAAAGUAACGGCCUUAACGUUAUUACAACGAUAAUAUGUCGGUACAAGAGAGAAGCGAUGGUUACGCCAUGGGCCCGG